Messenger RNA from Drosophila eugracilis, 513 nucleotides. RefSeq names its product protein spalt-accessory-like. Lineage: Eukaryota; Metazoa; Arthropoda; Insecta; Diptera; Drosophilidae. The transcript has a single exon. The record is from RefSeq and is a predicted model, not a curated record. The annotation marks the transcript as partial.
CUCAAAAUGGAUUUGGCCAAGGAGGGCUUGGUGGCCAAGGCGGACUUGGUGGCCAAGGCGGACUUGGUGGCCAAGGAGGUUUUGGUGGACAAGGAGGUUUCGGCUUUCAAGGAGGAUUCGGUGGGCAAGCUGGAUUCGGUGGUCAAGCAGGACUUGGAGGACAAGCUGGACUUGGUGGUCAUUUAGGAAAUGGUCAGGGAGGAGUGUACCCGGGUCAAGGAGUUCCCGGUUACGGCGGAAUUGGUGGAUCUGGCCAUUUCCAUGGAGGUAAUCCUGUAGGACCUGGAAAUUACCAGGGAGGAAAUCCCGUUGGACCUGGCAGCUUCCAUGGAGGCAAUCCCGUUGGGCCUGGUAACUUUCACGGAGACCAUCAUGAAUAUCCGGAACAUCAUCGCGAACAUCACCACGAACAUCAUGAACACCACGGACACCGCGAGCACCACGAACAUCGCAGGCACUAGAUCGGAGCUUUGUAAAUUUCUUGUACUUUGAGUUUACAAUAAUAUGUAUACU